Theobroma cacao (cacao) is the source of this 1687-nucleotide messenger RNA. RefSeq names its product Melibiase family protein. Gene Ontology annotation, biological process: carbohydrate metabolic process. Gene Ontology annotation, molecular function: hydrolase activity, hydrolyzing O-glycosyl compounds. The record is from RefSeq and is a predicted model, not a curated record. Lineage: Eukaryota; Viridiplantae; Streptophyta; Magnoliopsida; Malvales; Malvaceae.
CAGGGCUUGUCAUGUUGAACAUAGUGGAUAAACUGAAAGAAAAAAAUACACACACGUAUCUUGCUUGUCUUGUUGGUUAUCUGUUGCAAAGCUUAUAUAAAAUGAUCAAGCUUUUAACUUGUAGGGAAACGGAAAAGAAAGAAAGAAAUGGGGAUGGAGAAGAUGAAGAAGAAGGGUGUUUGCAGUGUUUAUGUUUUGGUGGUUCUGACAGUCUGGUUGACUGAUCUGGGAAUUGAAGGAAGAGGAGUGUCUGUCUUGGAGAAACAUGGAAAACCCAGUUCAGGAUUUGGCUUUGGUUUCACCAAAUCUUUCAACUCUAUUUAUGAUAGUUCAAGAUAUGGGAUUUUUCAACUCAACAAUGGCUUGGCUCUAACUCCUCAAAUGGGAUGGAAUAGCUGGAAUUUCUUUGCCUGUAAUAUCACUGAAGAUCUUAUCAAGGAAACAGCGGAUGCACUUAUCUCAACAGGCUUGGCUGAUUUAGGCUAUGUGUAUGUUAAUAUAGAUGAUUGCUGGUCUGGUGCCAGUCGAAAUUCGGAGGGUCAAUUGGUCCCUGAUCCAAACACAUUUCCAUCAGGAAUUAAAGCUGUUGCUGAUUAUGUACAUGGGAAGGGCCUCAAGCUUGGUAUUUAUUCUGAUGCUGGGGCAUUUACAUGUCAAGUUCGACCUGGAUCACUUUUGCACGAAACUGAUGAUGCUCAGCUGUUUGCUUCUUGGGGUGUAGAUUAUUUGAAGUAUGAUAACUGUUUCAACCUGGGUAUUGACCCAAAGAAAAGAUAUCCUCCGAUGCGUGACGCUCUAAAUGCAACUGGGCGAACAAUUUUCUAUUCUAUUUGUGAAUGGGGUGUUGAAGACCCUGCCUUAUGGGCUCAUGGAGUUGGAAAUAGCUGGCGUACGACGGAUGACAUUAAUGACACAUGGGCAAGCAUGACCACAAUAGCUGAUCUGAAUGACAAGUGGGCUUCCUAUGCAGGACCUGGUGGAUGGAAUGAUCCUGAUAUGCUGGAAGUUGGCAAUGGAGGCAUGACUUAUCAAGAGUACCGUGCUCAUUUUAGCAUUUGGGCUUUGAUGAAGGCCCCUCUUUUGGUUGGAUGUGAUGUAAGAAGCAUGACUAACGAAACCUUCGAGAUACUAAGCAAUAAGGAGGUUAUUGCUGUAAACCAAGACUCGCUUGGUGUUCAGGGACGCAAAGUCUAUGCUACUGGAGAAAAUGACUGCCUUCAGGUUUGGGCAGGUCCUUUGUCUGGAAAUCGCUUGGUCGUUGCUCUCUGGAAUCGAUGUUCAAAAGCUGCAACUAUAACAGCUAAGUGGGAGGCACUCGGUCUUGAAUCUAGCACCAGUGUCUCAGUUAGAGAUUUGUGGCAGCAUGAAGAUCUUACGGAAAAAGCUGUGGCAUCAUUUGGUGCUAAAGUUGAUUCUCAUGACUGUCACAUGUACAUUUUCACUCCUACAACAAAAGCUCACUCAGAGAUUUAGGUUGUUCAUACCAGUAGACAUCUGGAGGUUUGUGCUGCUGUAUGUAUCAGCAACAUUGUAGUCUUUUAAGCAUUCGUUGUUAAGAAAACAGAUACCCAGUGUUGUAAAUGAUGUCUAUGAGAAGUGGUUGGUGCCUAAGAACUUUUACUGGUUAUGGAAUGGAAACCUGUAGCUCCAUAUCAACAUAUCCUACCAAUGCAUGUAAUUUAGGUCA